UCGAGUGAAACCCGUCGUCGUCCUACCCCCUCUCUGGCCCAACCCACCAGCACUUCAGCUACUCCCUCUGUCUCGCCGUCGAGAUGCUUCGGAGCCCAGCCGCCGCUCUGCUCCGCCGCCUGGCCCCUCGCCUCACCGGCUGCAGUGGGGGAGCCGGCUCAUCCACGCGUCAGAGCCUCCCUCCUUACAUAUCCUCCUCCUCCUCCUUCCUCGCGCGCUUCUCGUCCACGCCGACGUCCCCGCCGCCACCGUCCUCCGUCGGUGCCCGCGACGAUGAGGCGGAGGAUGACAAGCUCCAGGGAUCAUCAAGCGAUUCCGGCGCCAGGCUCAGCAUUUCUGUGGACCGCGCCGGUCUAUACAGCCCCCCAGAGCACUCUCACGAGCCGUCGUCGGACUCUGACCUUGUCAAGCACCUUAAGAGCAUCAUAAAGUUCCGGAGUGGGCCGAUCAGCAUAGCUGAGUACAUGGAGGAGGUGCUUACAAACCCACAGUCUGGGUACUACAUGAAUCGCGAUGUGUUUGGGGAGUCUGGGGAUUUCAUCACCUCACCAGAGGUCAGCCAGAUGUUUGGAGAGCUGAUUGGUGUGUGGGCGAUGUGUCUGUGGGAGCAAAUGGGGAAACCAGAGAAGGUGAAUUUGAUUGAGCUUGGCCCAGGACGAGGAACUCUCUUGGCAGAUUUACUUCGUGGCUCAGCAAAGUUUGUUAAUUUCACUAAGGCGCUCAACAUUAACUUGGUAGAAUGUAGCCCUACAUUGCAAAAGGUGCAGUACAAUACUCUGAAAUGUGAAGAUGAAUCUGUUGGUGAUGAAAAAAGGACAGUUAGCAAGCUUUGUGGAGCCCCUGUUUAUUGGCACGCCUCCCUCGUACAGGUUCCUUCAGGAUUCCCCACCAUAAUUGUUGCUCAUGAAUUCUUUGAUGCUUUACCAAUCCAUCAAUUUCAGAAAGGGUCACGCGGCUGGUGUGAAAAGAUGGUGGAUCUCGCAGGAGACUCAUCGUUUCGCUUUGUUCUGUCUCCGCAGCCUACAGCCUCUUUAAUUUUCCUCUCCAAACGUUGUCAAUGGGCUAGUGCUGAGGAGCUCGAGAAGGUUGAGCAGAUUGAAGUCUGCCCGAAAGCAAUGGAGAUUACCGAACAGAUCGCAGACCGAAUUAGCUCAGAUGGUGGAGGUGCUCUGAUCAUUGACUAUGGCAAAAAUGGAAUAGUGUCUGAUAGUCUUCAGGCAAUCCGCAAACACAAAUUCGUUCACAUAUUAGACGACCCUGGGUCUGCUGAUCUCAGUGCCUAUGUUGAUUUUGCUGCAAUCAAGCACUCUGCCAUGGAAGCUUCAGAUGAUAUCUCCGUCCAUGGGCCAAUGACUCAAUCCCAGUUGUUGGGUUCUCUUGGUAUCAACUUCCGGGUGGAAGCCCUUAUGCAAAACUGUGACGAGAAGCAGGCGGAGUCUCUGAGGACAGGCUACUGGCGUCUAGUCGGAGACGGAGAAGCCCCAUUCUGGGAAGGGCCUGAUGACCAAACGCCCAUCGGCAUGGGCAGCAGGUACCUGGCCAUGGCCAUUGUCAACAAGAAGCAAGGCUCGCCUGUUCCAUUCUAGUGAAAAGCGGUGAUCCCCUUCCUUUGUGUAAUCUGUUAACCAGUGAUGAAAAAUUAAUAAAAAUAACGAGACUCUCUGCAAUUCCUGCCUGUUGUACCUGAUGAUGUAGACAGUUGAGUUGAGUUCAGACCAGGCUUAUUUGGGUGGGCUAUUUUCUUGUAUGCUACUUGGAGGAACAAGUCCUGAAAACGUGUGCUAGGAUGAAUACAAAUGUUAUCGGGUUA
Molecule: messenger RNA, 1810 nt
Organism: Aegilops tauschii subsp. strangulata
Lineage: Eukaryota; Viridiplantae; Streptophyta; Magnoliopsida; Poales; Poaceae
Biological process (GO): mitochondrial respiratory chain complex I assembly
Cellular component (GO): mitochondrion
Molecular function (GO): protein-arginine omega-N symmetric methyltransferase activity
Source: RefSeq, a predicted model, not a curated record